AUGAAGGAGUACGACACGCUGACCCUGGACGACUGGACGAUGAACUUCAAUUUCAACGUCUUCACGAACACAGAGGGCCAGUACGUGCAGGACUACACCACGCUGCACCUGAACCGCCACCAGUGGAACAACUGCACGCUGGACUUGAAUUGCCACCUGGACUUAAAGGUCGACAUGAACGUGACCCUGGUGACGAGCGCCCUGAUCAUCAGUUUCCAGAUAGGACUCAUACAGAAAGGAACUCAACACGCACAGAACAUUGGUAAGCAGAACACCCUGGCCUCACUGGGCAUUCACGGGGCUACGAAGAAGGCCGAACGGAACAUCAAGAUCACGCAGUUAGACAUUUACGACGAGCGUGGCAAGCAGGUAGAUGCCAUCACGCAGGAGCACGAAAGCUACAAGCACAUUAUGGACUCCCUCAGGAAGAGCGGCCCCCCAGAGGACAAGAAAUGCCUGCAGGGGAUCGGGUCGCCAGCUCCGUCCCGCGCGCUGACGGCCCUAGAAGGACUGUGCAAGUGCGACGUGGGCGGCUCCAUGAAGGGUGCCAUCGAGGACGUCGAGGCGGAGACGGAGAUCAGCAAGGAAGAUAUCCUCGACGCCACCAACUUCGUGCGCCUGGAAAAGUGCUACGACCACGACAAGACGAAGCUGGUGAUCGGCGCGCUAGGCGCGCCCAUGUGGGAGGGCCAAAUUCUGAUCAGCCGCGCCCUCGAGGCCGAGGGCCAGGCGGUCCACCACCGCGACGUGGGCCCAGUGGGCUGGCUCGAGGAGGAGGCUAGAGACGCUCGAGCAGUGAACCCGUCUUUUUCUGCCAGAGCGAGCCUGCAGGCCACAAUGCAGGCCGCAGCGGAGAGGAGGCGUUUCAACGCCGCGUCAAUCUCGUUCGAGGCAAAGACCUCCCUGCCAGCAGCGGCACGGCACUGCUCUGAGCGCCUGGAGCCCAUCGGUGAGGUCGGCAGCCAGUCUGAGGCCAGGACGCGCGACCAGAGCAGGAACAUGAAGUUCGAGCGCGGCACCAGGGCGCCGUCAUCGUCGCCUGCGCGACCAGCAUCGGCGCCGCCAGUGGCCCGGCGAGACGCGCGCGGAGACUGGCGAGCUUUCGCCGCUGGCCGGCGCCAUCUCGUCGAGCCGGAGGACCCGCACCUUCGAGGCGCUCGACGAGGCGAUCGAGGCCGAGCGGUGAAGGCCCUCUUGUAG
Prorocentrum cordatum is the source of this 1200-nucleotide messenger RNA. Lineage: Eukaryota; Dinophyceae; Prorocentrales; Prorocentraceae. The record is from the annotation of a GenBank genome assembly.